Cajanus cajan (pigeon pea) is the source of this 5404-nucleotide messenger RNA. Lineage: Eukaryota; Viridiplantae; Streptophyta; Magnoliopsida; Fabales; Fabaceae. The record is from RefSeq and is a predicted model, not a curated record.
CAGUUUUCAACCUUUGACCCCUUUCAUUCCAAUCAAUUGAAAUUUUCAAUCACAAUCACUUUCUUCUUCUUCCCUUCCCCUAACACACCCCAAUUCCUCCUUUUCAUUUUUUAUUUUCAAAUGGGUCCCAUCUUCUAUCUGUUUCAUUGGGCCCAUUAAUUUGGUUUUCUUUUUUGUUGAUAUCUUUCCAAGUUAGCUUCUUUUUCUCUUCCGUCGUUCUGCGUUUCAAUUGCAUUAAUUAAUUAAUUGGUUUGUUAAUUGAUGGCCGCUUUUUUAAUCAUUAUUUAAUUUUCCCACAGUUAAUGCUGAGUUGGGCUUUGUCAAGUUUUCAAGUGUUGGUUUUUGCUUUUCUACUACAAUUUGCAUGCAUUUAGCUGUUUUCUCUAGAAUCUGGAUACCUGGUUCCUUCUUUCUUCCAUCAUUCAUUCCACUCGGUAGCUUUUGUCUCUUACCUUAAAUUUCAUUGAUGUCAAUGUUCUAUUUGAGCUUUCAUUUAUUAAUAAUAAAUAAACAGAAGAAGAAUUAGAAUUAUUCUCACUCUACCUUUUGUUUCUGUUUGGGGUGUUAACGAAUAUAUCUUAACUAGGAAAGCAUUGUGCAUUGGCUUCAUAAUUUAUUUUGGUUUGGUCAUUUUUAGCAUCAUGUAUUGUAUGUUCCUUUGUUACUAUUCUAGAUAAAUGUGUUUGGAAUGUUUGAGAACAUCUCAUUUUUCUCUAAUUUUUGUUCUAUGUUUAGGUUUCAUCAUUUAGAGUGACAGAGAAUAGCUGCCAAGAAUAGCAGCGGUAUUAUUUUGUGAAGAUGGUACUAGGAUUAAGAUCAAAGAGUAGAAAAAGUGUCUCAAUCCAAGUUCAAUACAUCAUCCAUGUUCAGGAGAUCAAGCCGUGGCCCCCUUCACAAUCACUGAGGUCUGUUCAAUCGGUAGUACUGCAAUGGGAAAAUGGUGAUCAAAUUUCUGGGUCUCUGGCAUCCACAGCUGGCACUGGAAAAAUCGAAUUUAAUGAAUCUUUCAGGCUUUCAGUGACUAUGUGGAGAGAAGUAUCCAAGAAAGGCAAACACCGUGAAAGUUUCCAGAAGAACAACUUAGAGUUUUACUUGUAUGACAAAACAGUAAAGAGUCACCUAUUGGGAUCAGCCACAAUUAACUUUGCAGAUUUUGGAAUUAUUAAGGAAACUAAAGCCUUAAACAUUUUGUUGAACAUCAAGAAGAGUUCCAAAAAUUCUUCACAACCAUAUCUUUUUGUUAGUAUUCAGCCAUUUGAUACAGAGUGUUCCAGCUCAUCACCAAGCAGCAGCUUGUCAAAAGAAAUGUCACCAGACAAGGAAGGAAGUGAAUCUGUUUCACAUUCAGUAAAAGAUGACGAAGAUCUUGAAAUUGCCUCUUUUACUGAUGAUGACACUGAUGACAUCCCUUCAAACACCUUCCAAACUAUCAGAUCUACUUCAAAGAUUACUGGAGACGGCAUCAAAAUCAGUGAAAGAGGAACAGAAGGGUCUCAUAGAGAAUUUGUUCUACCUCCUGAAAGUACUACUUCUAACUCACGUGGAAACACAGAGGGCGAGGCAUCCACACAGUUCAGUGACAUCAAAUCUCCUUCGCCUACAGUUCUGUGCUCAGAUGCGGGAAAUGCUUCAAAUGGCAGGCCUUUAUUACCUAAAAUUUCUGAGAAAAGUGUCAAACUUGUUGAUGCAAGUUCUGAAAUUCUUGAAAGCAAACAAUCCUCUACUUCAUACACUUCAUCAAGUAUGAAACAAAACUUUGAAAGAUCUUUCCAAUCUCAAGUGACUGAAGAGGAUAGCAUGACUCAAGAAGAUGGCACAAGAGAUCAGAGAUUUAAUAAAGAUGCUCGGGAGAAAGUUAGCAGUGUUUCUAACACUAAAGUUAUGAAGGACAAAGAGAAAAAGGAGGAGAGAAGGAAAAGACCAGAACAGUUUAGCAUGAGGAAUGAACGUUUAGGAAAUGAGCUUGUUAAUAAUUAUUCUGAUGAUGAGAAAUUAAAUAGUGCCACUCUUCUGCCAAACAAGAAAUCACAUGAACAUGAAACAAGUAUUAUGAUGAAAGAUAAAACAGAGGACGUGACAAAUGUAAAGUUUCCUCUACAAUCUGCUGAGAACUAUAAAGAGAAAAAGGAGGAAAGAAGGAAAGGACCAAAACAGUUUACCAUGAGGAAUGAACUUUUAGAGAAUGAGCGUGUUAAUAAUUACUCCGAUGAUAAUUCUACAAAGAAAGGGGAAUUAGAUAGUGCUACUCUUUGGCCAAACAAGAAGUCACAUGAACAUGAAACAGGUAUUUUAAUGAAUGAUAAAACAGAGGACGUGACAAAUGUAAAGUUUCCUCUACAAUCUGCUCUGGAGAAAGUUAGCAGUGUUUCUAAUGCUGAAGUUAUGGAGCACAAACAGGAAACAGAGGAGAGAAGGAAAGGACCAGAACAGUUUACCAUCAGGAAUGAACUUUUAGAAAAUGAGCUUGUUAGCAACUAUUCUGAUGAUGAUUCUACAAACAAAGGGGAAUUAGAUAGUGCUUCUCUUCUGCCAGACAAGAAGUCGCAUGAACAUGAAACUAGUAUUUUGAUGAAGGAUAAAACAGAGGACAUGACAAACAUAAAGUUUCCUCUACAAUCUGCUCUGGAGAAAGUUAGCAAUGUUUCUAACACUGAAGUUAUGGAGGACAAAGAGGAAAUGGAGGAGAGAAGGAACGGACCAGAACAGUUUACCUUGAGGAGUGAACUUUUAGAUAAUGAGCUCAUUAACAAUUACUCUGGUGAUGAUUCUACAAACAAAGGGGAAUUGGAUAAUGAUACUCUUCUGCCAAACAAGAAGUCACGUGAACAUGAAGCAAAUAUUUUGAUGAAUGAUAAAACAGAGGACAUGAAAAAUGUAAAGUUUCCUCUGCAAUCUGCUCUGGAGAAAGUUAGCAGUAUUUCUAACACUGAAGUUAUGGAGGACAAAGAGAAAAUGGGGGAGAGAAUGAAAGGACCGGAACAGUUUACCAUGAGGAAUGAAGUUUUAGAAAAUGAGCUUGUUAAUGAUUAUUCUGAUGAUGAUUCUACAAAGAAAGGGAAAUUAAAUAGUGCUAAUCUUCUGCCAAACAAGAAGUCACAUGGACUUGAAACAAGUAUUUUGAUGAAUGAUAAAACAGAGGACGUAACAAAUGUAAAGUUUCCUCUACACUCUGCCGAGAACUAUAUAGAGAAAAUGGAGGAGAGAAGGAAAGGGCCAGAACAGUUUACCAUGAGGAAUGAAGUUUUAGAAAAUGAGCCUGUUAAUGAUUAUUCUGAUGAUGAUUCUACAAAGAAAGCGAAAUUAAAUAGUGCUAAUCUUCUGCCAAACAAGAAGUCACAUGGACUUGAAACAAGUAUUUUGAUGAAUGAUAAAACAGAGGACGUAACAAAUGUAAAGUUUCCUCUACACUCUGCCGAGAACUAUAUAGAGAAAAUGGAGGAGAGAAGGAAAGGGCCAGAACAGUUUACCAUGAGGAAUGAAGUUUUAGAAAAUGAGCUUGUUAAUGAUUAUUCUGAUGAUGAUUCUACAAAGAGGAAAUUAAAUAGUGCUAAUCUUAUGCUAAACAAGAAACCAAAUGAACAGGAGACAAGUAUUUUGGUGAAUGAUAAAACAGAGGACGUCACAAAUGUAAAGUUUCCUCGACAAUCUGCUGAGAACUAUGGGCUGUUCAACAAAAAUCAGACCGAUAAUCAGGCAGAGGAAAUUAAAACUAUGAAUGAUGCUCAUGUUGAUACUGCUUGCCAUGAAGAUGAUAAUGUGAAUGGCAGCUUUCUUGACAAUAAAACUGAAUUGAAGGCUGAAGUUGAAAGGCUUCGAGAAGAGCUGAGGGAAGCUGCUGCUCUUGAAGUUUCAAUUUACUCAGUUAUUGCUGAACACAGUAGCUCAUCAAACAAGGUCCAUGCACCUGCUCGGCGCCUUUCUAGACUCUAUUUCCAUGCUUGUAGAGUUGGGUCCCCUGCUACAAUAGCUAGUGCAGCCCAGAGUGCUGUCUCAGGAUUUGUUUUGGUUUCAAAAGCAUGUGGAAAUGAUGUUCCAAGGUUGAUAUUUUGGUUCUCAAAUGUAAUAUCACUGAGAGCAAUUGUAAGCAAAAGAGUUGAAAAUAUACACAUUGGUGGUGGUCCAUGCUUCAACAGUGAAUGUGAUGUAACUGGUAACACUCUUCAUGAAGAAGAAAAAGACAAUACAGAUAGCUGGGAGGAUCCAAAAACAUUUAUAGUCGCAUUGGAAAAGGUUGAAGCAUGGAUAUUCUCUCGAAUUGUUGAGUCUGUGUGGUGGCAGACUCUUACACCAUAUAUGCAGUCUGCAGCUACAAAGAGCUCUAGUUGUAUGAAAGCCUAUGAGAAAAGAUAUCGUGUUGGUGAUCCAGAUCAGGGAAGUUUUUCUAUUGAUUUAUGGAAAAGAGCUUUCAAGGAUGCAUGUGAUAGGCUUUGCCCUAUUCGAGCUGGAGGGCAUGAGUGUGGCUGCUUGCCUGUGAUAGCUAGAUUGGUGAUGGAGCAGUUGGUUAGUAGACUUGAUGUGGCAAUGUUCAAUGCUAUUCUUCGUGAAUCCGCCGAAGAGAUGCCCAUGGAUCCUAUAUCUGAUCCCAUCAGUGAUUCUAAGGUUCUUCCUAUUCCAGCUGGAAAAUCAGGCUUUGGAGCUGGUGCACAACUAAAGAAUGCUAUUGGUGACUGGUCAAGAUGGCUUUCAGAUUUAUUUAGCAUUGAUGAUAGUAGUGAAUCCCUUGAAGUUAGCAAUGAAGACGAUGAACCCAAAUGCGAAUCAUCCUUCAAGCCUUUCCAUCUCCUAAAUGCGUUAAGUGAUUUAAUGAUGCUUCCUUUGGACAUGCUUGCAGAUGGAUCUACCAGAAAAGAGGUUUGCCCAAAAUUUGGUAUAUCAUUAAUAAAACGAGUUGUCAACAAUUUUGUUCCUGAUGAAUUCUCCCCAGGGCCUAUCCCGGAUGCGGUUUACGAUGCCCUGAACGAGGAUAUUGAGGAUAAUGAAGGGUGCAUUACAAGCCUUCCAUGCUCUGCUGGUUCCACUUUCUAUGCACCACCUCCACCUUCUUCAGUUGUGGGCAUGCUUCAAGAAGUGAAAACCAAAACUUCACUAAGAAGUGGGUCAUUUGUGCUCCAAAAGUUAUAUACCAGUGAUGAUGAACUUGAUGAAUUGGAUUCACCACUUUCUUCUCUUGGCGUGGAUGACUCAUCAGUUUCGUCCAAGGAAAAGUUUGCUCCAGUUAAGGGUGGCCGUAAGGUUGUACGAUUUGAGCUCCUGCGAGAAGCGUGGAAGACUAGUGAAUGAUCACAAUCUUCCUAUCAAUUUUUUUGUUCUUGUAUAUAACAUGUAUUUACAAUUCAGCCCAAUAUAUUCUGUAUUUGUUUUCUGUUUCAAAUAAAAAUCUUGGCCUUAUAAUCUUGAACUUUUU